AUGCAUACGGUAGCAAUGUUCAAUGCUGGCAAGAAGGGCCGCCCUGCUCAAGAAGAACCCCAUUCCCGUCGCCAUUCCUCUCACCCCUCUCAUCGCCCACUAUGCUAUCCUCGAGUUCGCCAAAUCGCCCACCCGUCUCCCUUUCCGUCGCGCGUCACGUCGCCAUCUCGUUGCCCGUCCCGUCGCCCUCUUCGUCGCCCUCUCUCCCCUCCUCUCCUCCCGUUGGCCUCUCUCUCGCCCCUCCCUACCGAUCGCCCUCCCGUCGCUCGCCCCGUCUCGCUCUCUCUCUCUCUCUCCGCUCCCUUCCCGUCGCCCUCUUUCUCGCUCCUCCCUUCCCGUCGCGCUCUCUCUCUCCGCGCCCUUCCCGUCGCCCUCUCUCUCGCCCCUCCCUUCCCAUCGCUCUCUCUCUCUCUCUCUCCGCUCCCUUCCCGUCAGCCUCUCUCUCCGCUCCCUUCUCGUCGCGCUCUCUCUCUCCGCUCCCUUCCCCUCGCCCUCUCUCUCGCCCCUCCCUUCCCGUCGCGCUCUCUCUCUCCACUCCCUUCCCGUCGCCCUCUCUCUCGCCCCUCCCUUCCCGUCGCGCUCUCUCUCUCCGCUCCCUUCCCAUCGCCCUCUCUCUCGCCCCUCCCUUCCCGUCGUGAUCUCUCUCUUCGCUCCCUUCCCGUCGCCCUCUCUCUCUCCCCUCCUACCCGUCGCGCUCUCUCUCUCCGCGCCCUUCCUGUCGCCCUCUCUCUCGCCCCUCCCUUCCCAUCGCGUUCUCUCUCUCCGCUCCGCCUCCUCUCUCGCUCCUCCCUUCGGAUCGCGCUCUCUCUCCGCUCCCUUCCCGACGCGCUCUCUCUCUUCGCUCCCUUCCCAUUGCCCUCUCUCUUUCUGCUCCCUUCCCAUCCUCCCUUCUCGCUCGCCUCGAAUAGCCCUCACAGCAACCUUCGACUCUCCCAUCACGUAUGCCCUCCUUUCUCCGUCGCCUCUCUCGUUCUCCCUCUGCUAUCGCGUCAGCGUGACCCAUUCCGUACUCUGUUAUUGUGUUUGGUUUGUUUGUUUUUUCUGUCUUUCCAUCUAUUCUCGACACCCUCUCUCCCGCCGCCUAUCCUCUCUCCCGUCGCCCUCCCGUUUCCCGUCGCCCUCCCGUUUCCCGUCCCCCUCCCGUUUCCUGUCGCCCUCCCUUUUCCCAUCGCCCUCCCGUUUCCCGUCGCCCUCGCGUUUCCCGUCGCCCUCGCGUUUCCCGUCGCCCUCCCGUUUCCCGUCGCCCUCCCUUCUUCCGUCGCCCUCCCUUUUCCCGUCGCCCUCACGUUUCCCGUCGCCCUCCCGUUUCCUGUCGCCCUCCCGUUUUCCGUCGCCCUCCCGUUUCCCGUCGCCCUCCCGUUUCCCGUCGCCCUCGCGUUUCCCGUCGCCCUCCCGUUUCCCGUCGCCCUCCCGUUUCCCGUCGCCCCCCUUCUUCCGUCGCCCUCCCGUUUCCUACGCCCUCCCUUCCCGUCACCCUCCCGUUUCCUGUCGCCCUCCCUCUUUCUCUUCAUUCGUGCCACCUUGCCCAUCAUAAUUUCCCCCCUAGUGCUGUUUUUCUCUUCUGUGGAAUUCUUUGAGACGUUUGACGAGGAUUACGCUGGUCGCUGGGUCGUCUCUAGCAGCGCAGACUACACGGGCAAAUGGAAAUGGGCUGCCGGCGAAGCUUCGGGCGAUUACGGGUUGCUGGUAACCGAGAAGGCGAAGAAGUACGGCAUCGCAGCGGAGCUCCCUGAGCCCGUGGAUCCGAAGAAGGACACCCUGGUGCUGCAGUACGACGUGCGCCUGCAGAACAACCUCGAGUGCGGCGGAUCGUAUCUCAAGUUCCUCAUGCCGCAGACCGCGGGCUGGACUCCGAGCCAAUUCAAGGACGACUCGCCUUACUCAAUCAUGUUCGGACCCGACAAGUGCGGCUCCACGAAUAAAGUACACUUUAUUUUCCGCCACAAGUCGCCCAAGACGGGCGAGUACGUGGAGCACCACAUGAAGAAGCCCGCGUCGCCCUACACAUUCGACAAGCUCAGCCACGUGUACACGGCAAUCGUGUAUCCCAACAACACGGUUGAAAUUCUGAUCGACGGCGAGAAGAAGGCGGAGGGCGAUCUGCUCUCCGGGAAGGAUUUCCAGCCGCCCGUGCUGCCGCCGAAGACGAUCCCGGAUCCCGAGGAUAAGAAGCCCGAUGAUUGGGACGAGCGCGCCAAGAUCAAGGACCCCGAGGCGACCAAGCCGGACGACUGGGACGAGGACGCUCCCCGCGAGAUCCCCGACGAGGACGCCGCCAAGCCCGAGGGGUGGCUGGACGAUGAGCCUGAGGAGGUUGAUGAUCCCGAGGCGAAGAAGCCCGAGGACUGGGACGAGGAGGAGGACGGCGAGUGGGAGCCGCCCAAAACCCCGAACCCCAAGUGCGAGGAGGCGCCCGGGUGCGGUGAGUGGAAGCGGCCAAUGAAGCGCAACCCCGCGUACAAGGGCAAGUGGACGGCGCCGCUCAUCGACAACCCCGCGUACAAGGGCGUGUGGAAGGCUCGGGAUAUUCCCAACCCGGACUACUUCCACCUGGAUCGGCCGAACCUGGAGAGCGUCGCUGCUGUGGGCAUUGAAAUCUGGACAAUGUCGGACGGAAUUCUCUUUGACAACAUCCUCGUUACAAGCGACCCUGCUGUAGCAGAGAUGUACCGGAGGGAGCGAUGGGCGACCAAGUUCGCCAAGGAGAAGGAGGCGGAGCAGAAGAAGCGCGAGGAGGAGGACGCUAAGCUCAAGAAGGAGUCCGCUGGCAAGGGCGGAUGGGAGGGCAAGCUGUUUGAGACGCUCCACAAGAUUGCAGACGCGCCUCCUCUCACGCCUGUCCGCCCCCAGCUCAAGGCCAUCCUAGCAGAGGCAGCCAAGUACCCGUACGCAGCAGUGGGCAUCAUCAUCCUCAUCCCCCUCGUGCCCUUCCUGCUCCUCGUCUCUGUGCUGCUCUCCUCACCUAAGCGGCCGGCAGGGCAGGUCUCAGUAGAGAGGGCCAAGAAGGAGGACAUUACCGCACCUGAUGAUGUUCCAGAGGAGAGCAAAGAGGAGCCAAAGGAGGAGGCCAAGGAGGAGGCUGAGGCUGAUGCAGCAGAUCAGCCAAACGAGGGCACCACCGAGCUUGCGAAAGCAGAGGAGCCCGCCGAGCCUGCAGCUUCGGAACCCCAGCCUGCGGGUGUGGAGGAAGAGGCGAAUGAGGGGGGUGAGACCAAGGUGAGGCGGCGCACACGUAGGGAUUGA
Closterium sp. NIES-65 is the source of this 3243-nucleotide messenger RNA. The record is from the annotation of a GenBank genome assembly. Lineage: Eukaryota; Viridiplantae; Streptophyta; Zygnematophyceae; Desmidiales; Closteriaceae.